This is a messenger RNA of Leptinotarsa decemlineata (Colorado potato beetle), 14950 nucleotides long. It is a transcript of the gene futsch, whose product is annotated as futsch. Lineage: Eukaryota; Metazoa; Arthropoda; Insecta; Coleoptera; Chrysomelidae. The record is from RefSeq and is a predicted model, not a curated record. Gene Ontology annotation, cellular component: microtubule associated complex; neuronal cell body; cytosol. Gene Ontology annotation, molecular function: microtubule binding; actin binding. Gene Ontology annotation, biological process: microtubule cytoskeleton organization; dendrite development; regulation of microtubule depolymerization.
AUGUACAUUACAGGUGAUGCGGCUCUUUUUGGCAUAAAUGGCUUCAACAUGCUCCUAGAUGGUGGAUUUUCGAGGAAGGCCUGUUUUUGGGAUUUUGUGAGACAUUUAGAUAGAUUAGACGCUGUGCUUAUGACAAGACUGAAUAAUAGUAAUGUAGGCGGCAUUAGUUCUGUAUUGAGAAGGAAGAAGCAAGAUGCAGUAUACCCCCAAUUAGGACACUUUUUUUGUAAUAUACAGGAACGAAAAUCUCUACUCAGUCCAGAUGGAGAUAAAGAUAAAGAUCCCCUAUUGAUCAACCUAUUGGAUGAAGGUCAAGAAAUCAUAUCGAAUCUACGCCACUUAAAUUUAAAUCCUCAGGUUUGCUACAGAGAUUCCGAGCCUAUUAAUUUGUACCAUAAAGUAGGACAUGGUACACUAGACAUGUACGUCCUCAGUCCGGCCAAAGACUCUAGAGAAGUCAGAGAAUUCCUUCAAAAAUGGAAUCAAAGUGACCAAAAGUUAUUUGCCAAUUCCAAGUCUAGUCGAGAGUUCAAUUUUCCAAUUCAAAAUUUAAUUUCAAUAGCUGCUCUUUUAGUAUGGCAACCAGCUAAUCCGAACGAUACCAUAACAAGAAUAAUGUUUCCCGGAAGUUCUCCUCAGAAUAAAAUAUUUGAAGGACUCGACAGGUUAAAGAAUCUUGAGUUUAUCAAACACUCUGUGUGCACUGAGAGAUCUCUUGUGCCCAUUUCCAUUACCAAAAAGACUGCCAAAGAAACUAUUAUAGAAAAAGUUACUUCCAAGGAGAGGACUCCAGUGGAUAAAAAAGAAAAUAAAAUCAUAGAAAACAAUUUGAUAACUGCAGUGAAUGGCGAUAUCAAAGAGAAAGAGAAAAUUGUAAAAAAAUCUGACUCAACAGAAAGUGAUCGUAGCAUCAAAACUAAAAAAAUUGAAGACCAUAAACUUAUUGAAAACGGCGACAAAUCGUUCAAACCGAAAACAAGAACUGCCAAAUCAAGAAGUGACUCUCAACAGAGGAAGAAAACGGUUGAGAAAAAAGCUUCACCAACAACACCAAAAAAAUCUAUUGAAAACGGAGAAGCAAAAAAACCUACCAAACCAUCACCCAUAGGUACUCCUGCUAAAAGCGCAAAAGACGCUACUAACAGAAAAGUUAUAGAGAGUAAAACGAAACGAGAAGCAAUGGUGAAACCACAGCAACCAACUGAAUCUAAACCAAAAGUGGAGAGAAAGCCAAUAUCUCGUAGGCCAGUUGCCAAAAAAGCACCCAUCAGUCCAGCCAAAAAACUCGUCAGUUCUGUUCAGAAACCAGAUAGUAUUUCAAGGAAAGGUAAGCUCGAUAAGGAAGGAACUACUGAUUCUAGUACAGUCAGCACACCAUCUGCUGAUCAAGACACUGCAUUGAAGAAAGACCUAUCCAAACUAACACCAGAAGAAAUUCAACAACUGAAAGCCCAAGAACUAGCAGAUUUGAAAGAAGAACAAGAAGCAGUCAAGGAAAUUGAAGCAGUUUUCAGAAAAGGUGAAACUUUACCUGCACAAGAUGAAGCUCUAAGGAAGGUUAAAGAUGAAUCAUUGGAUGAAAAAUUAAAUAAAGAGGAAUAUCUCAUAAUAGAAAAGGAGGAGAUCGACCAGGAAUCUCUGAAUGAAACGAAAGAAAAAGAAACGCAAAAAUUAGCCAGAGAUAGUGAAGAAUCAGAAAAGCAGAGAAAACUCAGCACAGAAGACAAAAUCAAAGAUAUAUCUCCUGAAGUGCAAAGAGAGGUUGAUGGUGUCGAAAGCCAAGUUGAGGGCAUGGCUAAGACGAAAGUCGACGUUUCAGAAUCUUGUAAAGUUGCUAGUCUUGAGGAAAAACUGGAUCUGUCGACAGAUAAAAAAACAAACGAGAAGGAAGCUGACGAAGAAAUCAAAGAUGUAAUAGAAUCUCAACCUGACGAAAAAAUUUCUGCAAAUAUUAAAUCAGGAGAUACUACAACAGCACCUACAUUACCUGAGGAUGAACGAAUACCACUAGAUGAAAUAAAGGAAGAUAAUGGACAAAUCGUUGAAGAAAAAUAUGUGAAAGAAGAAACUAAAGAGAAAGAUAUUCCAGUAAUUCAAUUGCCCCAGAAACAAAUAGAUAAUUUUUCUAAAUUACCUGGUUCAGUAGGAAUACGACUUGACAAACAGCAACACAUACGAGAUAUUGUCAAAACUCCUGACGAAGUUGCGGACCUACCGGUUCAUGAGGAAGUUGAUUAUGAGUAUACCCAUGAACUGAAGGCCGAAACUCCAAAGUCCAACGAAAUAUUAGAAAAAGAGUUAGAACAUGACGAGCAUGCAGGUGAUAUGAAAUACAGUAAAGAACAUGAAAAAGAAGUAGAACAGGAGAAGGAUAAAGACGAAGUUGUUCAAGAAUCAACUGAGCAUAUUGGAAAAUCAGCUAUGGCAAAAGAACUCACUGGUUUGGUAGAAACCGUUAAAGUCGGGGAAUCCCCACCAAAAGAAGAUAUAUUAAAAGAAUCCGACCAAGAAUUGAGGAGAAAAGAUUUGACUGGCAAGAGAGAUGACAUAUCUGACAGCAGGCCCGACCAUAUCACUGAUACCCAAAAAGUGCAAAGUGAUGUUGAAACAUUGGCUGAUAAAUUCCUAGAUACGAAAGAAAAAGUAUCGACUUUGGAAACCGUUCAAAACAUUAUCGAAGGUAAGGCUGAAAAACCAAUUGACAUCACCUCUGAAUUGAAGGUGGAAGAAAAAGAAACAAAAGGUGAAGUAGUAGUUACAUCAUUGGAAGAUUUCACUAAGCAUGAGCAUAUCCUCGAUGUUCGAAAACUUCAAAGUAAUAUUGAAAUAGCGGAUGAUAAACCUCUUGACACGAAAGAAAAAAUAUUUAAUUUGGAAACCAUUCAAAAUAUUAUUGAAAGUGAAGUUGAACAGCAAAUUGAAACUACUCCCGAUUUGAGGGCGGCGGUUAAACAAGCAGAAGACGAAAGAAAUGUAGACACAAAGUUGGAAGAUUUGAGUAACAAAGCAGAAAGCAUUUCUAGAGCUAAAGAUGAAAAUGUUACUGAAGCCAAAGAAGUUCAUGUUGAAAUUGAAUCAUCGGCUGAUGGACCUCACGACACGAAAGAAAAAGUAUCUUCAUUGGAAACUGUUAAAAAAAUCAUUGAUAGUGAAACUGAAAAACCAAUUGAAACCACUCCUGAUCUGAAGGCGGAGAUCAAACGAGCAGAACACGAAAAAAGUGAAGACAUAAAGUCAAAGGAUUUUCAUGACUCAGGGGAUAUUAUACUCGAAACUAAGCAUGAGCAUAUCAUUGAUGCCCAAGAAGUACAAAGUAAAAUUGAAACAUUGACUGAUAAACUUAUUGAUAACAAAGAAGAAAUACCGUCUUUGGAAAUGGUUCAGAAAAUUGUCGAGGAUAAAGCAGAACAACCAUUUGAUAUCGUUCCUGAAUUGAACGCUGAGAAAGAAUUAACAGAACACGAAGGAAAAGUAGUUACAAUAUUGAAAGAUUUCAAAGAGAAGGAUGAUAGCAUUCCUGAAACUGAGCAUGAUCAUAAAAUUAAUGUUCAAGAAGUGAAAAGUGAAAUUGAAACAUCGGCAGAUAAAGUCUCUGAUACGAAAGAAAAAGUAUCUCCAUUGGAAACCGUUCAAAAAUGUAUCGAAAGUGGAGUUGAACAACCAAUUGAAACGACCCCUGAUUUGAAGGUGAAGGUCAAACAAGCGGAAGACCAUAUAAGUAUGGACACAAAGUUAGAAGAUUUGAGUGACAAAGCAGAAAGCGUUCCCGAAACUAAAGAUGGACAUGUCACUGAAGCCAAAGAAGUUCCCACUAAAAUUGAAAUAUCUGCUGAUGGACAUUUUGACACGGAAGAAAAAAUAUCUCCAUUGGAAACUGUUCAACAUAUUGUUAGAAGUAAAGUUGAACAACCAGUUGAAACCACUCCUGAUUUGAAGACGAAAGUCAAACAAGAAGAGGGCGACAUAAGUGUAAACAAGAAGUUAGAAGAUUUGAGUGACAUGGGGAAAAGCAUACCCGAUACUAAAGAUGAACAUGUCACUGAAACUAAAGAAGUUCAUGCUAAAAUUGAUGAAUCUCUUGAUAUGAAAGAAAAAAUAUCAUCAUUGGAAACUGUUCAAAAAAUUGUUGAAAGUGGAGUUGAACAACCAAUUGAAACCAGUCUUGAUUUGAAGGCGAAAGUUAAACAAGAAGAAAACGAGAGAAGUGAAGACAAAAAGUUAGAAGAUAUGACUAACAAAGAAAAAGAUAUCUCCGAAACUAAAGGUGAACAUGUCACUGAAGUCAAAGAAGUUCAUGAUAAAAUUGAAACAUCCACUGAUAAACCUCUCGAUACGGAAGAAACAAUGUCUCCAUUGGAAAUCGUUCAAAAAAUGAUAGACAGUGGAGUUGAACAACCAAUUGAAAGUUUCUCUGAUUUGAAGGCGGAGGUCAAACGAACAGAAAACGAAAGGAGUGUUGACAUAAAGUCAGAAGAUUCAAGUGACAAAGCAGAAGGCAUCUCUAAAACUGAAGAUGAACAUGUCACUCAAGCCAAAGUGGUCCAUGUUGAAAUUGAAACAUCAGCAGAUAGACCACUUGAUACGAAAGAAAUUGCAUCUUCAAUGGACACCGUUCGAAAAAUGAUUGAAAGUGACGUUGAACGGUCAAUUGAAACUACUCCUGAAUUGAAGGCGGAGCUCAAACCAGCAGAAGACGAAAGGAAGGCAGAUACAAAGUUUGAACCUAUGGAAGUAGAAGAAAAAAUUGAAUUAGUUAUGGAGAAAAAUAACAAAAACCUGAAAGUCAGUCCACCCGAGUCAGUAGAAGUAAAAAUUGAAGAUGAACAAAAAUAUGAGCAGAUUACUGAGGCACCUACAAUAACUGAAGUUGAGGCAGAAAUUGAACGAAUCGAUAAAGGUCUGUUGAAAGCAACAAAGGAAGGUAGAGAUCACUUAGUUGAACUCGAAGAAAAACUUCAAGGUCUCAAACAAUCUCAAGGGGAAAAUGAAGGAGAGGAAAGUCAUGCAACAAUUAUUAACGGUGAUGAUUCCGCAUUGAUUACGGAAAGCAUCGAAAAAUCCAUCGAAAAGUCAACGGAAGAGAUUAUGGAAGAUUUUAUUCAGAGAGAUAAUAUUGAACAUAGAUUACCAGGAGAUGUAAUCGAAAAGGGAGAACUUGGCAGGAAAUCGCCUAAAGAACGCGAAGAAGAUGUUAUCAAAAUAGUAGCAAGUGUUGCUGAAGUUCUGAAAUCAGAUGCUCCGCUUGAAGAAUUUGAAGGAAAACUUCCGAUAACUACCACUAUUAGUCCUUAUACAACUCCGUUCACAACAGAACUUCGUGAAACUCAUAUCACAACUGUUGAUUCGCCAGUAAUAGAAUAUAAGGUGAUCAAAACGGAUAUCCCAACUAUUCCUGAAGAACCUCAUGUAGCUUCUGCCUCACUUAUAGAAGAAGAAAAAAGAAUAUCGGAAGUAUAUGAUUCAACUCAUCAAAAACUUGAAGAUAAAAGGAGCAGCUUGUUGAAAGAAUCACAAGAAUUGAUGAUGGCUACUUCUAAGAUCAUAUCUGAUAUUAAAUCAGGAAAACCCGAUGAAACGGUUGAAAUAGAGGAGCCCAAAAAAGAAGUUGGAGGGAAAUUCAAAGAAGUUUCAUUAGAUGAUGAAUUCGAAGUCCAGGAAGAGAAAACUGAGGAUGAAGAAAGUGGAACCAUUCACAGAAUGCUGGUUACAGCUUCCAGUGAGGAUGGUGGAGAAGAAAUAGAAAUUUGUCCACCAGGCACUAUAACAUUCCCGAGGAGUUCAGAAAGUUCCGGAAGGAGUUCUCCAGAUCCAUCCCAAAAAGUAUUUCAAAAGUCAUCUUGGGUGGAAACAAUUUCUGAUGCAUCAAUUAUCGUUAAGCAAAUUGGAGAACCAGAAUCUGAAAAACUCUCAGGUCCAGAUGAAGAAGAAAAAGAGAUCAGUCAUCCGAUUACAGUAGCACCUAUUCAAUUAUCAGAAGAUACUAGUUCUUUGGAGAAGAUAAUUACUGGAAAAACGACCCCUGAUGAAAAAUCAGAAGCAUCACAAAAAUCAACUCCGGAUACCUCUGAUCUAGAGAAACUAAAAAAGGAUACUUUCGAUAGCUUAGAUAAAGUUGAUGAUAGGGGUGAAAUUAAAAUGACCCAUACUGAUAAGUGUACUGAAGAGAAACAAGAUCUAACUGGAAAAGAUUUGAAAGAAAAACGUGAAUUAUCAGAAUCUGUGUUGGAUAAAAAGAAAAACAAUGUAGUCGAUUUUAUUGAAGAUACUAUUGAGAGUAGUUCAACAGCUGUGACAAAAUUUCCAAAAUCUAUUUUCAGCGAUGAUAAAUCUGAACAUCUAUCUGAUGUCACUGUUAGCAAAGUAGGUGUCGAGAAAGAAACCACUAUUUUUGGAUCAGAUAAUCAAAAAAUGAGUGAUAGACAUGUGGAAAUAAGUGAGGAUGGAAAACAUAUUGACAUUUCAAAAAGUAUUGAAUCUAUAACAAAACAGGAACCUUUCGAAAAUGUCUCAGAAGUAGAAAGUAUAGUAGAAGGCAUCAAAAAGUCAAUCAAAGAUACUUUCGAUGUUGUAACUGACUAUAUCCUUGGUGAUGAAGAUGACACUGAAAAAUUAAAUGAGGAGAUAUGUGAGGAUGAAACCAAAAAACAGGCUCUCAUUGCAAAGAAGUCUGACGAGCAAACAAUAGAAAAAAAAGAGAUAACGGAACUCAAACCUGCAGAAGAUAUAACAGAAACCAAAAAUGGAGUUCAACAAGUUCAACACCAUGAAACCGAUGAAAUCGUUGAAUCUAUUCAAGAGCCAAAAGGAAAAAUUAAUCUUGAUGUUAUCGAAAAGAUAACUGAUAAAACUGAAGAAGAACUGGAAGUUUUGCUAGAUGAGGAGGUCACAAAAGCAGAAACUACUUCAGUUGAAUUUUCUAUAGACGAAUCAAAAGGUGCGUUGAAGCAUUCUACAGUAAUUGAACAAAUCGGAGUCUUGGAAAAAAAAACGGAAGUUCUCAAACAAACUGAAUCUGAUGUACAAGAUAUGGUAAAAAAAACCGAUGAAAUUACAGAAAAAAUUGUAGGUGAAGUGCCAGAAGAAAUAGAAGUCUCUGAAAGAAUUGAGUCAGAAAUCCUGAAAGAUAGUUUGAAAGAAAAACCCAUUGUUAGUGAGGCACAAGAAAAAGUAAAAAAACAUGAUGAACAAAAAAAAAUGGUCAACGAUAUUCCCGACAAAAUAGAAGGCUUAGAGAAAAGCGAAGUUCUGAAAGAUUCAAGAGAGAAAACAAAAGUGAAUGAUGUACAAGAAAAGGCAUUGUUCGAGCUCGACGAAACCAAGACAGUAGUGCAAAAAUCGAUUGAAGAUAUUUCUGAACAACCUGAUCAGAAAAUUGAUGUUGUGUCAACAACAACAAUAAAACUUGACGAAAUAUUAGAUAGUGAUAAUGAAAAAAUUCCAAGAGUAAUAUCUAACGAGGAUGAUUCAGUUAUUGAAAGAGAUAAGUUGAAAGAACUAUUACAUAGUUUCGAUGAUAUUGCAGAAACUCAUAAAGAAGAGUCAGUGAUCUCACAAGCAGAACAAAAAUCACGUGUAAUAACACCAAAAAUUUCAGAAUCAAUCGAUAUCGAAGGCAAGCCUGUAUCCACAAUUUCCCAACAUGUUCUGCAAACAAAAAGCGAAGAACUGAAGGACAUGACUUGUGAAGUAUCUGAACUAAUUUCAUCAGAACUUGAAAAAACUCAUGAUCAUUUGAGCAGUCUGAAAGAUGAAGUUGAAGAAAUUGUUUCUGACAUUAUUACAGAAACGAAAAAUAUUUCAAAAAAUUUGUUGGAUAAUGUCAAACAUGUAUUUGAGGAAACAACGUAUGCUAUUUCGACACGACCAGAAGAUUCAAAGACUGUGACCGAUUCUAAUGAUGAUGAAUUAUAUAAGGCGGACAAUUUACAGAAAACAGAUGAUGUAUUGAAUGAAGUCAAAGAAGACAUGGCAGAUGCUACUGAAAAAGGUUUAGUAGUUGAAGCAUGUAAAAUUGUUGAGAAAUCUGAUGAAAAGGACCAAGUAAGUCUAGAUCAGAAAAUUCAUGAAACCACAUACCUUACGGAUGGGACUAAAAAAAAUUAUAAAAUGGAAGAUGAGAUCAUUCAGGACUGUCAACCAAGUGAAAGUCGAAUAGAAAAGUUCAAAGAUGUUGACUGGGUAGUUGAACAAGUCAUUCAGGAUGAAUCACAAAAGGGUAAAGAAACUUCUGAUAUACAAAAGGAAACGUCAUGUGAAGUUUCAGAUAUUGUUUCACCAAAAUCGGUGACAAUCAGGGAUACGAAAAUAAUUGAUGAGUUUAUCACUGACACCACAAGCCAGGCGAAAGAAUCUGUUGUAUCUUAUCAAAAAGAAAAAACAGAUGAUCAUUCAAUGGAAUCGAAAGAUUAUAUUGAGUCACAAAAAGAAAUGCUAAGUACUUUGGGGGACGAAACCGUCGACAAACUAUCAACAGCUAUUUUGGAACAACCAAAAGAUGAUGAGAAACUUGGAACAAUUCCAUCUAAAAUAACAUCUGAACUAGAUAAAGGUUCUGAAAAACAAAUGAAAGAUGAUACUGUCCAAAACUUUGAGACAAAAGUUGACGAAACGAUCGCAACUGACACAUUCGCUGCAUCUCAAGCUUCUAAGAGAGGUGAAGAUAGCGUAAUAUCAGAAAUGCAUAAAACGGUGGUGGAUGAUAAGUUUACACCAUCUGAUGGCAUCGAGGAGGCAAAGAAGCAGGAAACUGAAAAGUUUGGGGAUAUGGAAAAAGAAAUGAAAUUGGAUUCACAAUCAGAAACAAAAAAGGUGGAGACUGCCAUUGGAUUGACAAAACAAAAAUCCGAAGAAAAAAGUGAAACUAGGGAGUUGACAUACAGUCAGAAAAUACUUUCUGGAGAAGAUACAAUAAAAGAAAAAUCACUACAAGGAAAAGAAUCAAAACCAUGUGAUGAAAGUGAAAAUAUCGAUGCAGCACAAAUAGAACAUAGUUCAUCAGUCAAAGUAGAAGAAGUACCAAUAACUGAUAUAAAAAUUGACGAAGCAGAAAAAAAAGUUUACAUGAGAACUAGUGAUUCGGUAGAAAUGAAAAAAUCACUUCAUGAUGCUACCGAAAUACCUAUUAUCAAGAAAGAAGAGAAACGUAGGGAAUCUGAUGAAAAUAAUACACCAGUUGAUAUAGUUACAGUUCAAGGAGAAAUGAAAAUUUCAUCAAAAUCGAGAGAAUCUGGUACAUCCGAAUCAGCACAAUCAAUUAUUUCUACAUUUUCUGAAGCAUCUGCUGAUUCUGAUAAAGACACAAUAAAAAGCCAUGAAGGUGUUGAUGAAUACGAAGAUUCAAUUGAGAAAGGGGAGAAACAGUUAGACACUGUUGGAGAUGUAAAAAAACUCACAGAAUUAACAGACUAUGAGUCAAAAACAGUAAUUGAAUCUUCAGAUAUAAAAAAAUCUACAAAAGAAAAGGACUCCGAUACAUCUCAUAAAUCACAAGGUGAAAGUGAUGUUCACAAAAAGAAACUAAGUGAAAUAGAAAUGUCUGACACUUCAGAAUUAAUGAAGGAAGACUCUGCACUUUGUAAAGAAAAGUCAUCAAUCGACAAACAUACUGAGACACCUGAAGAACUAAUUGAAAAGUCACUUCAACUAGAAAAAUCGUCACAUAAAAAGUCCGAACAAGAUCACGAAGUGAGUUCUGAUUCAAUGAAAGAUAUGACGCAGUCUCUCAUUCUCGCACCAAGUCAAAUUGAGUCCCAAAUCGAAUUGGACGAAAAAAAAACUGAAAGUUUGCUAGAAAGUAAAGAAUUAGUUAUUGAUGAAUCUACGAGAACUUUGAAAGAAAAACAACACGAGAAAACUGAUAAAGAGAAAGAUAUUGACGAAAUCGAAAAAUCAGACUCUACAGAACAGGGUGCAAUUGUUGCGGGAAAAACAUUCGAAACAACUCAACAGUCAUCAAAAUGUGUCACCUCUGAAUCACGCGAAUUGAAAGAGACAAAGGAGUUCGAUGAAUUCGAGCACACAAAAGUUUUGAAAGAUGAUCUACUUCCCAAACCUCUUACCGAAACAGGUAUCUCUAGAGAUGAGAAAGAUCAACAAGAUCUGAUGAAACAGGAACAUCUUUCUAAACAUUCAGAUGAUGAAUCUUCAAAGGCAACCGAACAUAUUGAGGCAGUUAGUUCGCUGGAAAAAACUCCUCAUGGGAUAUUUAAGGGAGAUUUGGUCAAAAUUGAAGGAGCAAAUUUGGAUGAGGUAACGAAAAAUGAUAUUUUGGAACAAUCAGCAAAAGAUCUAGAACACACUUUCGAAACGAUAGAGGAUAUGUCGAAAUCUGUGAUUUUCGAAACUUGCAAAAUGGCUGAUAGUAAAAUGGUAGAGGAUGGCACGAAAACAAAAAGCGUAGAAACAAUUGUAGUUGGAGAUAAAACCUCAGAAGGCAUUAGCGAAUCGGUUGUUUCUGAAACAUGUGAAAUGACCAGACUGGAAACUUCAAAUAAUCUUUUGAACGGUCAUUUCGAAAAAUCUGAUACUGAAAGAGAACAUUUGUCUGAAUCGACCCUUCAUAAAACUACUGAUAAAAGAAGAGCUGACUUUGAAGAAUCUGAGAAAGUUUAUGGCGAUGGCGAGUUGGAGGAAACACUUCAGGAUGAAUCAGCCAAAUAUUUGGAAGAUGACAUUGAAACUGUAACAGAUCCCGAAAUAACUCGUGAGUUAUCGGUAGAUUUGCAGAAAGAAAAAUCUGAUGCUGAUAAAACCGUUGACGUAAGUCUAUUUAUGAAACAAGAAGAUCUAGUUCAGAAAAAUAAAGACGACCGUUUGGAAGGAGUUUCUGUGGUUCCUCAAAAGUCCACUAAAAUAUUUUCAGAAAGUGAAGAGAAAUGUGAUGUCGAGAAAGAAGUUGAACACGAUACAAUAACAGGUGAAAGUGGAAAAGAACAAGAGUUGAAAUCUGCAAAGUCUUCAAUAGCUAUUGACGAAUCUAUCCAAUACUUGCCCCAGUCGAGAGAUUCUGCAAUCGUAGAUGACACAGGAAAGAAAAUUGAACAUGAAAACACUGAUGCUGAAAAACAAGUCGAUGAUGGAAACAAUUCAAGAAAAGUAGGAUGGGAAACAACUGGGGAAAUAUGUAAAAAAAUUGAGGAAAAAACUGAUCCUGAUAAAAAAAUGCCAGAAACAAUACCAGGACAUGCAGUCUCACUUAUGGAGAAGCCAUCCAAAAAUUUUGAAGAUGGGACUGAAGCAUUUUCACAUACUCCUAUGGAAGAGGUCUCUGGAGACUCUCAGAAAAUAUCAAUAGAUUCUCUUGAUCAUGAAAAAUGUGAUGCCGAAAAAGAAUUUACAGUAGAUGAUUUAUCAAAACCGUCCAAGCAAAUUUGUGACAAAAAGUCGGAUCUUGAAAAGAAUAUUGAAACAAAAGUUGACUCUAACGGCAAGACAGAAAAAGUCGCAAUUACACUCGAAAAAACUGCCAAAGAUCUCGAAGAAACAUUCGAAACAAUGACCGAUAUGUCAAGAUCUGUUAUUUUCGAAACUAGUGAAAGUGGAGGGAGCAAAACGUCAAUAACUGAUGAGUUAACUGAGAAAUCUAAUACUGUUGAUGUCCAUGAAAAACAAGAUACAAUUGAAAAAUAUCUUGGUGCGGAAAAAGUCACAUCUACAUCCAUAGGUAUCAGCAAGCCCAUUUCAGAAACAUCUGAUGAUCAAGAGCAAUACUCAAAACAUAUACAGCUUAGCCAAGAAUGUUCAGAUUCUCACAAGGAGGAACAUAAGAUAUCACAAGAAAUGAAAUCUGACCAACCUGCCAAAACUUUUGCAUUCGAGAAGAGCGAUGAGGAAACUAUGGAAAAGUGUGAUAGAGAUUCGACUCAAUCAGUUUUUGCAGGAAUUGAGGAACGUUUGGAAAAAUCUGAAUCCACGCGAGCUGGGCCCUCCAUUUCAGAAAAGCCAAUAACUGAUUCAGAAAGCGAUAAAGAGUCCCAAGAAACUCUUCUCCAUGAAAAACAUAUCCCUGGGGCUAUCACACCUCCCACUGUUCCUGUGAGUCCCAAUAUAUUGGAGGAAACUACAAAACUAACUGUAGGUUCACAAGUUUCGAUGAGAGAAGUUGAUGUAAGAAGUGUUACGCCCGUAAGUGAUGAUUCUGAAAUUAUAGGUUCAACUCAGACUGACAUAUCAGAACGUACAUCCAAAGUUCUUUUAGAUAAGGAAAGUGAUGAUGAAGAUCAACUGAGCAUUAUGUCACAAGUUGCGCAUUCAAGAGACUCUUCUCACUGCGAAUUUGAUGAUGAUUUCAGAAGGGUUGAUCCUAUGAGUAUGUCUAUGUACGGAUCUUUACCUGGAGAAACGAGUACUGAACAAGAGGUAGAGCCAAGUUAUUUGUUUGAAAUCACAAGGGCUAAAUACCCCACACCUUCUGUAGAUAAGACUGAUGAAAAAUUGACUGAAAGUACUGAUGAGACUAAAUCCGAAUCGACCCAUAUUAGUGAAACGUCUUCUUCUUCAGUGAGCCAAGAAAAAAAAGACCCAGUUGCAUCUUGGGGUAAACCAUUAGGGUUACCAGCUCCUACGUAUUUAUACGAGAUUACACAAGCCAAAUUUUCUACACCUAGGUACGAUAUCAACGAAGAUAGAUCUUGUCAAACGGGGACAGUGAUACAAAGUGGAAGUGAAGACCGAGAUGGAUAUCGUUUUGGAUCUCAACCUACAGACAUGAUGACUGCUAGUUUUUAUGGUGAUUUACCUAGUGACGAAAAAGAUCCUCUUUCAGCUUGGGGAAAACCUCUUGGUCUGCCAAGUCCCGCCCCACCAAAUGACAAUAAGGGAACUCCAAAAAAAGAACGAAAACUUCCACCAAAUGUAACAGCCAAGAAUAAAUUGAACGACGAUAGAAAAAGGGCUGAAUCGCCGUCGAAAUACAACAAGAAUAAAAAAAUUGUUCCAGUUUACGUUGACCUCACCUACGUCCCUCAUCAUGGCAAUACGAACUAUUCCUACGUAGAUUUCUUCAGAAGAAUACGGGCGAGAUAUUACGUGUUUUCCGGAAUAGAACCUAGUCGGGAUGUAUAUAAUGCUUUGCUGGAAGCCAAACAGACUUGGGAAGAUAAAGACUUGGAAGUCACCAUCAUUCCCACAUACGAUACCGAUAUAUUGGGAUAUUGGGUGGCAGAGAACGAAGAAAUGUUAACAAAAUAUAAAAUAGACUUAUCCCCUUCUGCAUCUCGUUGUACUAUCAACUUACAGGACCAUGAAACAUCAUGUAGUGCAUAUAGGUUGGAAUUCUAAAAGACUCCUGUGAACCCAUAUAUUUUAUUUUCUUAGCAAUAAACAAUGUACAACCGCAUCAUAUUUUACCGAUUUGAAAAAAUGGUUUUGUCUCACGUAUUUAGUCGUCCAUUUUGGUGUCGACUCAAGAAACCAACACGUUAAAUCUAUAUCUUCCUGAAAAAGUACCUCUAGUUGCAGUCUUCUAACCAACUCGUAGCUAAGAAUUAGGAACACGUUCAAGCUUGAAGAAAAAUUUCGAUCGAAUUAGGAGUUCCUUAAUAUUUCUCAAAACCUAAUGAAUGUUAAUGAUUUUUCAAAUAUUUAUUCAAAAUUAUUCUUCCUUUGUGAAGAAUAAUGUUGAUUAUUUCAAAGUUUAUCGAAAUCUCAAGUAAGACGUAAUCGCCGUCAAAUUAUAUGUGAAAUGAUAGAAUAGGUAACUAAGAUUUCAAAUAGCUGCCAACAUCUCGGCUAGAUUUGCAAGAAAUAAUUAUUUAGCUCAGCAUUAACUAACUUGGUUUCAAGAGGACAAUCUAGAGAUCUCGUAUAUUUAUUUGUAGGCGAAUAAAUUUUUUCGGAUCCGUUUCAGUAAUUUAACCAAAUAGAAAAGCCUCAUUUUUUUGAUAUUUCGCCAAAUGCCAUUGCUGAAAUGCUACAUAAUUAUUUCGUGUAUGCUUUAUAUGUGUUAAGAAUAAACGAUUAUAUCAUUUGUGAUAUAAUAUAAUUUUUGUUAGCUAAAGAAUGGUGGGAAGGACGGAAGGUACUUAGGCCUUUUGAUUUUUCUAUAGUUAUAGUUUAUUUGCAGUUUUGUACCGAUCACGCUUUUUCACGAUAUGCCAAAGAUAUUGUUUUUGCAUAAAACGUAUUUAUUGCAUGAAUCCAAUAUACUCACAGUCAUUUUUAUCUGAAUGUUAGAGACUUAUUUUAUUUUCUAAUGGGGCCUACAAGUCACGGUGUUAUUUGUGUGAUAAAUUUUAGCAACUUAAAUUACUUUAGAAUUAAUUACUGAGCCUACCUUUUUGAGUUCAGUUUAUAAAAUAUAUACCAAAUUCUCAGAACAUGUCCGUUAUACAAUGUCGUUCGAGUCCAGAAAACGUAAAUCACCCGAAGGGGCCAAAUGUUUCUGACGAAUAUAACCUGGACUCAAAAAACACAAGAAUAUUCAAAAAAAUUGAGCUUCGUACUAUAAGUACACGAAACUAUUAUUGUUAACUAUAUAUGUAAGAUUGGUGCUAUAAAAGAAAUGCCUUCGUAUGGAUUUCGAGUUUGAUUUAUCAUGUGCUCCAUCUGAAAAGGCAAAUUGAGACACGAUUCAUGUUUGAUCAGUUAAGAGUAUACCCAACACCAUUUUAAAUUCGUUCACUGAAUCUGCUAAUCACCUGAAAAUAUAUGAGUUAUAACUUUACUUUCCAUCAGCUGAGUUUAGUUGAACGCACAUAUAGAUGAAGUGACUAUAUAAAAUUGUGUUGGUUAUAUUUCGUGAAAAAGUCACUUUAUAUUUAUGUUGAAAAGAUCAUACCAUCUAAGUAUUUAUGUGCAGUUUCACUUGAAUUACUCUAAUAUAAUUAAAUAGCUUCUAGUCAAAAAAAAUCUGAUAUCUUUUAGCUUAAAAUGUUGAAGAGUUACAUAUAUUCAAAACGCAAUUAAUGUAUGGGAUAUGUAUGAGAAUAUGAAAUAAAAAUUUUAAAAAGUA